AUGGCCUGUCAGGAAGGACAUGCUGCUGCUGUUGAUGCUCUACUUGUGAACCCCAAGACACGUGUCAAUCCGUUGAAUAAAUCAGACUAUACACCGCUUUAUGAAGCAGUAAGGAGAAUGUUGGUGUUGCGGCAGCACUGCUGGCUCAUGGCAUCCCUCAUCGAUACGAAUAACAGCAACUUUGGAACUCCUUUCUACCCCUCGAGAUUCUGCACCAUAUCUAUCAGAAUCUACGCGCCUCAGACCUCAGCGCAUAUUCCAAAACCUGCCGGUCCUUUCACGCCCUCCUCAACCAUUAAAUCUAUCCACACCUCGCCAAGGAGUUUGCACCUCCCGCCACGGAACAACCUACGAUGGAUUAUCGCAAAAGGCAAUGCAGAUGCCGCGUGCAAAGUCUUGGAGUCCGAAUUUGCAUAG
Aspergillus chevalieri is the source of this 417-nucleotide messenger RNA. RefSeq lists its product as uncharacterized. The record is from RefSeq and is a predicted model, not a curated record. The transcript is spliced from 3 exons. NCBI's taxonomy places the organism in Eukaryota, Fungi, Ascomycota, Eurotiomycetes, Eurotiales, Aspergillaceae. Bases 1 to 417 code for a protein of 138 amino acids.